This is a messenger RNA of Aureobasidium vineae, 1575 nucleotides long. The record is from the annotation of a GenBank genome assembly. NCBI's taxonomy places the organism in Eukaryota, Fungi, Ascomycota, Dothideomycetes, Dothideales, Saccotheciaceae.
AUGCCUUAUCGAGGGAAACCCUCCCAGGGAUGUGAAGAGUGUCGCAAACGGCGCAAGAAGUGUGACCUCCGACCAGGUGGCUGUGGACGCUGCGCCAAUGCACAUCGUCAAUGUCCUGGUUAUCCCCAGCAGGAAGGGUUGAGAAUACUUGACCAGAGUGCAGAAGUCGUCGCCAAAGUUCUUGGUGUUCGCUCUAAAGGACAAACUCCAGAAGCAGUCGACGACUUCGAUAUUUCCUUCCAACCAGAAUCCCCGCUGGGCUCUGACAGAUUUUCGUCCGCUGCUCACUCGUCUUCAGCCAUCUCCGCUCAUGUGUCUCCUCCACCCAUGGAUAGCGAAGACCUGUCUCUUGCCUUUUUCUUCAAGAACUGCGUUAUCAAUCAUCAUGUGUACCACACUUGUGUCCACGAACCCGACAACAAGCAUCUAAUUGCCAGCAUCAAAGCUUUCGGCAUUGCCAACCUAUCCAAGCACUACUCCGACAGGCGCUUGCUUAUCUCUGCACAGCAUCAAUACGCUACCGCUCUCAAUCUUACAAACCUCGCUCUUCGAGAUCCAUCCCAGGUCAAGCGAGAUGAGACCCUGCUCGCAAUCCUCGUUCUCACCAACUACGAAACUCUCACAGGUGGCGUUACACGUACUCUGGACGCAUGGGAGCAGCAUGUCAAUGGCUCGGCGUCUCUGCUCAACCUUCGUGGCCUUGAUGGUGUCCAAGGAACAUCAGGCCGGGUACUCACUCUGCAUGUCAUCACUGGUAUCAACGUUAUAUGUUUGCUUCGGAAUCUGCCCACUCCGCCCUUCGUACAUAUCCUCCAGAAGAAGAUAUUCGAAUAUCUCUACGAGCCAAACAAUCCUGCAAUUAGGUAUCAACGGAUCAACCUAGAGUGUGCGGAUUUCAGACACGCCGUUUCUCAUUGUCUAAUCACGUCACCCGAGGAGAUCGUAUCUCGCGUAGCUGAGUUGGAUGCAAAACUCACAGAUGCGUUUGCCAACGUGCCGCCAAGCUGGAAAGCCGACAUCAUUACACACUUUGUCCACAGAGAAUCUGCCGAGGCUGGCUUGCCUGGCUUUGAGCUACGGUAUGCAGAUCAGGCGACGAAUUACAUAUGGGCGUCGUACCGGUCAAGUCGGAUCAUGGUCAACGAAAUUGUUCUUCAGUCGAUAGCAAACGACUCAGAUGCACAUCAGUCGGCGCGGACCCGUUCACAAACCAUCAUGCGACAAUGUCAGACCGAGAUACUGGCUGGGAUGCCACAGUACACCUCCAAGAACGAUGAAUUGUUGCCAUGGUCAGGCUUCAAACGUCCGGUUCGUUACUUCGUACCUGAGGCUGCCUCAAGCGAGCUUCCGAUCAUGCGAGCUCUGUCUGGUUAUGGCGUGUUGUGGCCCUUGUUCGUCGCUGGUUCGUGUUAUAUAGCUACUGUCGAGACGAAGACUUAUGUGACAGAAGUAUAUCGAUACUUCGGAGAGCAACUGAAGAUUGAGCAAGCCCUGGUGCUGCGCAAGAUGAUCUUUGCAUUAUUAAGAGUUGCUCCGUCGCCAGGCCCCAGUACUGCGGCGGACAAGUGGUUCUAA